This is a messenger RNA of Helianthus annuus (common sunflower), 2048 nucleotides long. RefSeq names its product protein adenylyltransferase SelO. The coding region runs from base 48 to 1853 and encodes 601 amino acids. NCBI's taxonomy places the organism in Eukaryota, Viridiplantae, Streptophyta, Magnoliopsida, Asterales, Asteraceae. The transcript has 8 exons. The record is from RefSeq and is a predicted model, not a curated record.
AAUUUCAUGCCUGCAAACCGUCAUAUCAUACGAAUGAAACGUUGAAGAUGUCACCAGUAGUUUUCACAAGUAAACUCUUUCCAUCAUAUUCCCUUUAUAAACUCUUCAAAUUUCACCGCAAGACGACGUCGUUCUCGGUCUCCACCACCACCACCACCGCUUCCAUGAACACACCUUCAGGUUUAUCAGUUAAUUCCGUCACCACCGAUGCGUUAAAGUUGAGCCUUGAGGAUUUGAAUUGGGAUCACUCGUUUGUUCGUGAGUUGCCCGCUGAUCCUCGCACAGAUUUCAUGCAACGUCAGGUGCAUCAUGCAUGUUAUUCAAAAGUAUCCCCUUCCGUUCGAGUGGAAAACCCGCAACUAGUAGCAUGGUCCGAAUCUGUUGCAGAAAUUCUCGAUUUAGAUCAUAAAGAAUUUGAAAGACCCGAUUUCCCGCUUCUGUUCUCCGGGGCAUCGCCUUUAGUAGGAGGAUUGCCUUAUGCUCAAUGUUAUGGCGGUCAUCAAUUCGGAAUGUGGGCGGGUCAACUGGGUGACGGGCGGGCCAUCACACUCGGGGAGCUUAUGAACUCGAAGUCCCAAAGGUGGGAACUACAACUAAAGGGGGCCGGAAAGACUCCAUAUAGCCGGUUUGCAGAUGGUUUAGCGGUUCUUCGUAGUAGUAUACGUGAGUUUCUUUGCAGUGAAGCGAUUCAUAGUCUUGGGAUUCCAACAACUCGCGCACUUAGCCUUGUAACAACGGGGAAAUAUGUUAUGCGUGACAUGUUUUAUGAUGGAAAUCCAAAAGAUGAACCAGGUGCAGUUGUGUGCAGAGUUGCACAAUCGUUUUUACGUUUUGGCUCGUUUCAAAUACACGCUGCACGUGGAAAAGAGGAUCUUGAAAUCGUUAAAGUGUUAGCCGAUUACACCAUCCGGCAUCACUUUCCUCAUAUAGAAAAUAUGAGCAAAAGCGAUAGUUUAUCUUUCUCCACUGGCCAAGAAAAUGAUACCGCAGUAGAUCUAACUUCAAACAAAUACGCAGCUUGGGUGGUGGAAGUUGCUGAACGUACGGCUUCAUUGAUUGCCAGCUGGCAGGGUGUCGGUUUCACACACGGUGUGAUGAACACUGAUAACAUGAGUGUAUUGGGCCUCACGAUUGAUUAUGGGCCGUUUGGAUUUCUUGAUGCGUUUGACCCAAGUUACACCCCAAAUACCACUGAUCUUCCAGGGAGACGAUAUUGCUUUGCGAAUCAACCCGAUGUUGGUUUAUGGAAUAUAGCUCAGUUUAUAUCGACUCUUUCUUCUGCUAAAUUGAUUAAUGAGAAAGAGGCCAAUUAUGCACUUGAAAGAUAUGGUACAAAAUUUAUGGAUGACUACCAAACUAUAAUGAGCAAAAAAGUCGGGCUACCAAAGUACAAUAAACAACUUAUUAGUAAACUGCUUAACAAUAUGGCGGUUGACAAAGUUGACUACACAAACUUCUUUAGAUUACUAUCCGACAUCAAAGCUGAUUCAACAACCUCAGAUGAAGAACUGUUGGGCCCACUCAAGGCCGCUUUACUAGAUAUCGGUCAAGAACGUAAGGAGGCGUGGAUAAGCUGGGUCCGAAUUUACAUCGAGGAGUUAUCUCGUAGUGGUGUUUCGGAUGAGGAAAGAAAAGCUUCAAUGAACUCUGUGAACCCGAAGUUCAUUCUUCGGAACUAUUUAUGUCAGAGUGCUAUAGACAUGGCUGAACAAGGUGACUUUGAAGAAGUGAGACGGUUGCUUAAAGUAAUUGAAAGCCCAUACGACGAGCAACCUGGUAUGGAAAAAUACGCGCAGUUGCCACCUGCAUGGGCUAACCGUCCAGGCGUGUGCAUGCUAUCUUGCUCGUCGUAAGGUUUCUGCAUGCUCGAUUUUGGAAAGCGUAUGUAUGUGUAUAUAUAAUGUUUACAUGUUACACUUGUAUAUCUGUGUUUGUUGUUUCGAUCGCAUUACACAAUGAGUUAUUAGACAAUCCGGGUCAGGGUUUAAUUAAGCUCAGUUUCGACUUGUUUAACUAAGAAAAGAAGGUUUUAGCUUGGUUUGUUUAAA